This is a messenger RNA of Culex pipiens pallens (northern house mosquito), 2716 nucleotides long. It is a transcript of the gene TBC1D5, whose product is annotated as TBC1 domain family member 5. Gene Ontology annotation, biological process: activation of GTPase activity. The transcript has 6 exons. The coding region runs from base 328 to 2430 and encodes 700 amino acids. NCBI's taxonomy places the organism in Eukaryota, Metazoa, Arthropoda, Insecta, Diptera, Culicidae. The record is from RefSeq and is a predicted model, not a curated record. Gene Ontology annotation, molecular function: GTPase activator activity.
CUUGUUAUGAUUUUGUUUAUUUACCGUUCAGCAGACAGAAACGAUACAGACGGCACCGACCAGAGAGAAGGAUCUUUUUUGUGUGCGAGACUGCGAGUUCAAUAGCUUUCACUUUUCUGUUUCCCCAUACCGGUUUCGUUCUAAUCAGUGAAUCUGAAACAUUCCGAAAAAAAAGAACGGCAAUUGUUGAUAGCUGUCUGCGUCUCUCGGUGUCUGCACCAUGUUCCGUCGAUAAGAAUGCCGCUGAUAAUGGGUGCAAACAUUUAGCAUAGAUUUUGGGUUAGUUGAGUUUCGGGGGGUUCUGUCUGGUUUGGUGUUUUGAUCAGGAUGGAGCAGCUAGAGGUCGAGGGUUCCAGCUCGUGUCGCGGGUUGUCCGGUGUGGACAAGUAUGAGUUGGACUGGCGGAACAUUCUGACGAUCGCGAACGAUCGUACCCUGUACGAUCUGCGUCAUAUGGCGGUUCGUGGUGAUUUGAGGGCUUCCCCGUUCCGGAGUUUGUGCUGGGCAGUGUUUUUGGAUGCGUUGAAGCCGCCAUCGUCGGAGUGGGUUAAACAGAGGGAAGCUCAUCGGGAAGACUAUCUCCAGUUGAAGGAUCGUUACAUGCUGAAUCCGCAUCUGAAUACAGACGGCAGCGACGAUCCGUUGUCACAGUCUAGCGAGAGCCUUUGGAAUCAGCACUUUUGUGAUCAGGAACUGUGCGCUGUGAUAAAGCAGGACGUGGUGCGGACCUUCCCAGGGGUUGACUUUUUCCGAAAGGCGCCAAUUCAGGCCAUGAUGACGAACAUAUUGUUUUGCUACGCGAGGCGAUAUCCGACGAUGUGCUACCGGCAAGGGAUGCACGAAAUAUUGGCGCCGUUGAUUUUUGUGAUUCAUAGUGACCAGCAAGCGAUGGCGCACAUUCAGGAGCUGGAUCCGACGGUGGACCCUAAUCUCGUUACAAUAUUGAACCCUUCACAUCUAGAGGAAGAUUCCUUUUCAAUCUUCUCGCAAAUCAUGGACCGCAUUGCGUCCUUUUACCGCAUAACGGACCUCGUCCCGACGGCCACCGGUUACUUUCCGGCCGUGGCAGCGACAACCACGCCUGCCACGCCACCACCAGAGCUUACCGGAACGACGGUUCCCGUCAAGCGGAAACCCGAAAUCGAGGUGGUUGAGCAGCUAAACUACAUCAAGGACAAAAUCCUGAUCAAGGAGGAUCUGCACCUGCACAACCACCUGCUUAAGCUGGACAUUCCGCUGGCGAUCUUUGGCAUCCGGUGGCUGCGGUUGCUGUUUGGGCGCGAGUUUGCCCUGCAAGAUCUGCUGCUGCUGUGGGACGCCAUCUUUGGCGAGGGCGAGCAGCUGAGCUUGGUGAAUUAUAUCGUGGUGGCGAUGCUGAUUCGGAUACGGGAUAAGUUGAUCUACAGUGACUACACCACGUGUUUGACCUAUUUGAUGCGUUACCCAACGAAUGUGGACAUUUCGCUUAUAAUCAAGCACGCGCUACACAUGAAAGCACCCAAGAUUUACGAACGCCCUGCAGGCGCCAUGAUUUACGUGUCCUCUCCGUCGACAAGGCGACCACUGCCACAGCCUGUGAUGCGUUCCAAGAACAUUGAGAUGGACUACCUAAAGUACUCGACGCUGCCAAACGUGCACCAGAAGCGCCAACAGGUCCAGGAACAUCCACUGCAGGCGCCGCGAUCUUCAACCGACGAACGUCACCGUACCUCUUCUCUACCUCGAAACGUUGGCGGUAGUUCGGUGAGGAAAGCCUCAGCGUACGAGCUGCGACAGAAGGCAGCCAUCGCUGCAAAGAGAGCCGCCGCCGCGUCCAACGUUCACGGUGAGGUCAUGCGGGACUCGAGCAUCAGCGACGGCUACCUGGAAGACGAUCCCGAGCUGCUAAAAAUCGAACUGCAAGAUGCGUACAACAUCAUGUCCGUUAGUCGGGCCAAGCUUCUGCAAUAUCUCGCGGUUGUGCGACGCCACGUACGGCCAGGGAACCCCACGGGAGAGUUGCAACAGUCGCUCGAAGGCAUCGAAGAGAUCUGCUCGCUGCUGAAGCCCCGCUACGACACCGUCUUCCGAACACCGGUGCCGAUCGACGCCGCCACGGAAGCCAACGAAGAUCACAGCCGAUCCGCAACAGGCCCCGCUCCUCCCUCGACCGCCGCGCCUCAGCGUACCCAAACGCCCCCAACCAGCCUUAACCUGCAGCGAUCGUACAACUACGACCUGGACUGUCGCCGGAACAGCGCCGCUUCAAUCUCGCAGUAUGAAAUUCCCGAGGAUCUUUACAGCGGGAUCGCGACGAAAAAGCUCGCCAACCGGAAGGAGGUCGAGAUGCACGUGUUCCAGCAGGACUUUAAUGACAGGCAGCGGCGCGUCGACGACAAGGAGAUGCCCGCGGUGAAUCCGUUGCGAGAGGAACGCCGCAACUCGGACUGACGACGUCUAAACCAACUAGUAUUGCCUAAAAAGCGCUAUUGUUAACACUUUUCUAUUGCGUGAGCGGAGGGGGGUUGGGAAGUGUCCUUAUUAGUGUCCCGCGAGCGCGCACCAUCUCAAGAAUGACAUCAAUAAUUUAUGCGAACAAAAAACUCUUUACAUUCGUGCUUUAAUUAUGUUUAUUCGAACAUAUAUCUUUAUCUGGUUACAGUCGAAAUUGUAGUGAAACAGUUGAUCAAAAUGUUUUUUAACGCUUCAAUAAAAACACACACGACUUGUGUUCUGC